This is a messenger RNA of Cyclopterus lumpus (lumpfish), 1551 nucleotides long. RefSeq names its product motile sperm domain containing 1 (gene mospd1). Gene Ontology annotation, cellular component: cytoplasm. Bases 299 to 961 code for a protein of 220 amino acids. The transcript has 6 exons. The record is from RefSeq and is a predicted model, not a curated record. NCBI's taxonomy places the organism in Eukaryota, Metazoa, Chordata, Actinopteri, Perciformes, Cyclopteridae.
GCAUUUCGCCCUCCGCCAUCCCAGCAUGCACUGCGAGGUCUGCAGUAUAUUAUUGACAAAGAAAAACGGACGAAGGGAAACAACAACAGGGGUGGGAUCAGAAGCAGCGACUCCGGCGGUUAACGUUACCGUGACACGAACCCACAGCAAGUAACGCGGCAUGGCCCUGAGGCGAUGAGAGCGGGAAGUGCCGUUUCCACCUAAAGGGAGUUGACGCAGCGUGAUAGUUUGUGGAAAGAGGGGUGGGGGGGCCCAGGCAAACCGUGGACGGGGAAGGGGAAGAGCUCAGCUGGAGCCAAUGCAGCAGCAGCAGCAUCGACAGCCUGAGCUGGUGGAAGGAAGCCUUCCCGUGUUCGUGUUCCCCACUGAGCUCAUCUUCUACGCUGAUGAGCAGACGUCUCACAAGCAGGUGCUCACCCUCUACAACCCCUAUGAGUUCGCCCUCAAGUUUAAAGUGCUGUGCACAGCACCAAACAAAUACACUGUGGUUGAUGCCACCGGAGCGGUCAAGCCACAGUGUUGCGUUGACAUAGUAAUCCGACACAGAGAUGUGCGCGCGUGCCAUUACGGGGUGUACGACAAGUUCCGACUGCAGGUGUCGGAGCAGAGUCAGCGGAAAGCCCUGGGCCACAAAGAGGUGACGGCCACACUCCGCCCCUCCGCCUCACAGGAGCCGCCCAGCCCCAGGUCCCAAGAUGAGGAGCGCAGACUCAAAGAGCAGCUUGCAGUCAGCGAGUUUUUCGAGCAGACCGCGUCAUGUCACACAGAGAGCCGUCCUGUUGCUGGGGGCCCCAGUCUGCUGACGGUGCUGCUUGGGCUGGUGUGUAUGGCCGCCCUGAUGCUCCCGACCCUGGGGGAGCAAGAAUUUACUGUGCCUGUCUACCUCCACCUAAGUAUUAACAAGAAACUUGUAGCUGCUUAUGUUCUCGGUCUUCUUACGAUGGUCAUCCUACGCACAUGAAGGGCUGCAAGCUAAGAGGAGGGGAAAUGAUCUGAAGGCGAAGAGAACACCCUCACACCGGAGGCUCUGCUACACUUCGAGUACAGUGGACAGCAGGGGGACGUGGUACUUAGUUAGCUCCAUCCCCUGCAAAAAAUACAUUUUUAGCAUAUUUGUGUUUAUACGUACAGACCUGACACAAAUAGCAGAUACCUCCAGUGUGUAGGUGAAAAGGAAGGUAGAGCGAGAGGAGCCGUCCCUGUGGAGGAGCACGAGGCCAGUUAAAGUGUUGUUUGAGCUCAUACUCCACGUGUCCGCAUUUCUAAUGCCAUUAUGUACCAGAAUAUGAUUAACUCUACAUGCAAACAUUACACGUGUAUAUAAAGCCAUUAAACGUGUGUUAUGGCAUUGACCUGUAACCAUCAUUAUAUUGAUGCUUCAAAAGCGUUUUUAGAUUAGACGCCGAGGACUAAAUGCAGUUAUUUGCAUGUGUGGAUACUUUUACAUGUCACCAAAGCAAACACCUUGUUGUGAAGACCACGGUGUGUUCGCAGCGCCAUAUCAAACGCUCCAUCAAACGUUUAAUAAAGUCUCAAUUCAGAUGUCUGGUA